AUCCCACACGCACCCACUGCUCAUCUGUGUCCCUCGCUCUCAGCCGACGGUUAUUCUCACAGUUAGGGUUUAUCCUCAGAGCCAGGUGCUUCUUCUCCAAUGGACCCGACCAAGAAGCGAAAGCUGGAAGAGAACGGCGCCGUCCCCCCCUCCACCGAUGUGGACGCCGCCGUCGCGAAACUCACCCCGGAAGACGUCCGCAAAAUCGUCGACCGCAUCGAGAAGGACAAGCUCCUCGACAUCGUGGCAGCCGCGGCUGCUCGCCACGUUGACGUGCUUGAUGGCGUGCGAGCCCUGGCGGACUCGGACUCGUCGCAGCGCAAGCUCUUCAUUCGCGGCCUUGGUUGGGACACCACCACUGACGGCCUCCGCGCCCUCUUCUCAUCCUACGGCGAGCUGGAGGAGGCCGUGGUCAUCCUCGACAAGCAGACCGGUAAGUCCAAGGGCUACGGCUUCGUCACCUUCAAGCACGUCGACGGCGCUCUCCUCGCCCUCAAGGAGCCUAGCAAGCGGAUCGACGGUCGCGUUACCGUCACGCAGCUCGCUGCGGCUGGGAAUACGGGUGGCAACGCCAACACCAACACCGUCGAUGUGGCGAUGCGCAAGAUCUACGUCUGGGAGGUGCCGCACGACAUGUCGCCGGAUAAACUCUUGUCCCACUUCUCGUCGUACGGGGAGAUCGAAGAGGGGCCACUUGGGUUCGAUAGGUUCACCGGGAAGUCGAAGGGGUUCGCGCUGUUCGUGUACAAGACCGUGGAGGGGGCACAGGCGGCGUUGGGGAAUCCGGUGAAGAUGAUCGACGGGAGGCAGUUGAAUUGUAAGUUGGCGAACGUGGAUGCGAAGAAAGGGAAGCAAGGGGGGCCGCUGGGUCAGCCCGGGACCGAUGGGGUUCAGGGCCCGGUUGGGUCUACUGGGAACGACGGGAUGGGGAUGGGAAUGGGAAUGGGCAUGGCGCAGGGUGGUUCGAUUCCGGUGUCUCAGUACGGCGGGCCAGGCUCGAUGGGCACGUAUGGUGGGUUUCCGGGUGGGCCACCGAUGGGGCAUCAUCCAUUGAACUCGACUUCGUUGGGAGGGCCGGGGUUGUCGUCAGUAAAUAGCCAGGUGCCAUCGUCGUUAGGAGGGACUGCUGGGUUUGGUACUGGGCUGGGUGGGCCUUAUGGUGGGUAUGGUGGCAUUGGUGGGACUGGUGGGGGAUUGGGUGCUGGUGGUGGUGGGUCGGCUUCGUUGUAUAGAUUGCCGCCAAGUUCUGUGGGAAUGCCCUCUGGUGGGUAUCCGGAGAGUGGGCAUUAUAGUUUGUCGUCGGCUUCGUCUGGGUACCAGAGUCAGCACCACCAGCCAGCGGGAACCUCCCCGGUGCCAAGGGUUCCACCUGGCGCUGCGGGCAUGUACCCAAAUGUGCCUCAUUACUUCUGAGUUUGGUUGUGAAGAAGUCUGCUGCUGAAGGUAUUACCACCUGCUUGAUAAAUAGGAUCUGUUGUAUGAUGAUGAUCAACCUCCUAGUGGGGAUUUCGCUGCUCCUUAUAUGAGCUGUUCCGGCUGUAGUAUAUAGUUAAGUUGGUGUCUGAUGAGCUGUUCCGGCUGUAGUAUAUAGUUAAGUUGGUGUCUGCUGUAUUUCUAUGGGAUUUUCUUUUAUUGGCGCAGUUAUGUGUUUGGAAAUGAUUUUGCUUAUGUAAAUUGCCUUUGGUACUCCUCCGUUCAUUUUUCUUUGUCUCAGUUUAGUUUGUUUAUGCAAAAUGGAUUUAUUUUGGUCUUGUGCUUGAAUUGUUGUGGAUCAAUGAGCUCAUUAUUUAUGCCGGUGGUUAAUUCAAUUUCUUUGCACUUGUGUUGGUGAUUGUGCAAAAUGAAGGUGCCUGCUUUUGUGAUCUUUCUAUUGGAUGUUUCAUUCAUUGGUUGUCUAAUGCUGAAGGGUCUAUGGUUGAGACUUGUUAACUGAAUGUUGUGACCUAAUAAAUGCGUUCUAGUAUUGUUGAUUAAGUUCUGUGAUGACAGUUUGGAGUCCUUGAGUUUCUGUUGGUGAUGGUUCAUGGCUAGCAUUGUGCUUCUUUUUUGUUUCUGCUCAAUUUCCAUUGAUAUUUCUACAUGUUGGGUUAAAAUGGGCCUUGUACUGGGUCAGGUCAUCACUCUUCCUCCAAAUUAAUCUGCUUUAGGAUACGUACUUAUUGAGUUGUGGUCACUAUGGUGGAUUGCUUCUAGCUCUGUAACUGGUCCUGUCUGCUCAGUAUAUUUUUUCCUUUGUCUUGAUUUUGCCUGAAUCCUUUCUCUCUCUCAGUGGUGUAAUUAUUUUGAUUUUUGCCCCUUGCCCUCACCUCUUUUUUUUUUUUUUUUCAUCUUGUUUUGACUAUUGUGUGUGGGCCUGGAUCCUUGGGGUCUUGCAUUUAAGAAAUUGUUACCGUUCGGGGGAAGGUCUAAAUAUAUGAACAUGUGGAUUGAAUCAUUGUGAUUUAUGGGGUAAAUGAGUGGGUGGGUAAAUAGGGAAGUUCCGGACCAAAUUUAGUAGCAUUUGUAGUGGUCGUUUAUUUCUCACCAGAUAGUCCUAUAAUACGGGAUCCACGAUUUUGGUGGUUACUCUUUUCUUUUUAAUUAUUAUUAUUUAUUUAUUUAUAUUUUCAGAAAAAUCAAAAAAGAAAAUAUUUCAUUGUUUAUGCGCAUGUGGUUUGGAUGUGAAUUCAAAUUUUCGUUAUCUACCGUGGCAAUUGUAUGAUAUGUGGACCGGAUUGAAACCAAAUUGAAAAAACUAAGCUGACUACGUCUUCGUUUCUUGGUUUUUUUUUUUUCAAUUU
This is a messenger RNA of Alnus glutinosa, 2780 nucleotides long. RefSeq names its product UBP1-associated protein 2C. Lineage: Eukaryota; Viridiplantae; Streptophyta; Magnoliopsida; Fagales; Betulaceae. The coding region runs from base 100 to 1413 and encodes 437 amino acids. The record is from RefSeq and is a predicted model, not a curated record. Gene Ontology annotation, molecular function: RNA binding. The transcript is spliced from 2 exons.